CAUUGGAAUGGCUUUGACUGAUUCGCUUGAUGAGUUGAUUCAAACAAGUCAUAUUGAUCCACAACUGGCGAUGAAGGUUCUUCUACAAGCAGGACAUCUUCAUACAUAUCGAUUCUGCGACGAAGUAUGGACGUUCAUUAUCAAGAAUCCAAAUUUCAAAUUAGAAAAUGAACAAGUUCAUGUUGAUAAAAUCAAGAUUGUAGCAU
This is a messenger RNA of Racocetra fulgida, 206 nucleotides long. The record is from the annotation of a GenBank genome assembly. Lineage: Eukaryota; Fungi; Glomeromycota; Glomeromycetes; Diversisporales; Gigasporaceae.